Molecule: messenger RNA, 4412 nt
Organism: Stegodyphus dumicola
Lineage: Eukaryota; Metazoa; Arthropoda; Arachnida; Araneae; Eresidae
Gene: Ask1
Product: apoptotic signal-regulating kinase 1
Biological process (GO): MAPK cascade; protein phosphorylation
Molecular function (GO): protein binding; ATP binding; protein kinase activity
Source: RefSeq, a predicted model, not a curated record
CCGGUAGACACAGUGCAGUAUCAAUUAAUCGAUGUGUAAUUUUCCACUUAAUUUUUAUCAAACAUAAUUUGUGUAUUUAAUUUGUGAAUGGAAUGUUAUGAUUACAGAAAUAACGCUGGAGAAAUGAAUUUAACAGAAAGCCACAACUGUAUUCCUUGGUGAAGGCGUGAAGUUAGGUUAUGUGAGAAAGCUGAAGACUGUCUAUCCUGGAAUAGAAGUUUACAUAGAGGAUUUUUUCAAAGCAUUUUGCUCACGUUAUGUUACAUUCAUGGAAACGUAAUUCAUCACUCAGCUGACUGAUUUUAUCCAAGAAAUGAGCUGAAAGAAAUGUUUUGUCUGUUUUUGGAUAGGUAUAAUGGCCUUCUGGGAGCUGUCAUACUUUUGCAAAAAUGAUUCUUUGAAUAGUAAGAUUCUAGUUGUGGUGCUGCAUGUAUGACUGACUCUGAUGCUUCCAUGACUGUCAUCAGCCCUCAUCAGAGACCAAAGAUGGACAUUGCUUGUGUAAUUGACUUGAUUGUACCUGAAUACCUCAUUCAGCGUGAAAAAGCAUAUGAAGAAAUUCAGAAGGCUUGUCAAGCUGUUGGUGGCACAUUUUAUCACAUACAGUUUGAAAAACUAGAUUUUGGUGAAAUGAAUGUCUUGGAUCUUUUCUACAAUGCAGAUGUAGCAAUAGUUGAUUUGUCUGUUUUAGAUCAGCAAAGUCCAUUGUUCUAUCGCUUAGGGGUAAGAGAGAGCUUUGGAAUGAAACAGAAUAUUCUUCUAUAUAAUGACUGUAAUCCAAAUUCAGCUGUUCCAUUAAAGCUUUCUUGUGCAAACUACAUGUUUCUAUCAUACAAGCUAAAUGAUAGUGGUCAAUGUGUCCUUACUGAUCCCUCUGGUGUAAGAGGUGCAGAUGAUGGGUCAGAAAGUAAAAUAGUGCUGAGUUGCCGCCUUAAAAAAAUGUUACAAGAAGUAGAAGUUCAAACUAAGGCCCACAUGAAGGAAAAAUUCCUUUCAGAUCUUCGAAAAGCCAGAGAUAGUUAUACAGGUGAAGCGCUUUCUGAAGUGCUUCAAGAUAUGCGAAAGCGCCUUGAUGAUCCAAAUAUUAUUUCUGGCGAUGUUGCUUUAAAUAUGUUAAUUUCCUUUAGGGAAAUUCAGGAUUAUGAUUCAAUGGUCAAACUGGUAGAUGAUUUAAUGACUAUUCCAAAUUUAAAAUUUACUUUUACUUGGCCUAUUCAACAUCUGUAUGCAUUUGCUUUAAACAGACGCAACAAGGAAGGUGACAGAGAGAAAGCUUUGCAAGUAGUAACUACUGCAUUGGAAAAAAAGGAAAAUCAAGUUCCUGAUAUGAUCUGCCUUUGUGGUCGAAUUUAUAAAGAUAAAUUUGUAGAAUCUCAGCAUAAAGAUCAGGAUAGUUUGCAAAAUGCCAUUAAAUGGUAUCGUAAAGGAUUUGAGGUCCAACCUAAUGAAUAUGCAGGAAUAAAUCUUGCUACUCUGUUAGUUAUAGCUGGAAAUGACUUUUCUAAGUCAUCGGAACUGCAACAUAUUGGUCGUGUUCUCAAUAAUUUAAUUGGUCGCAAAGGCAGCCUCAAUUCUCUUAAGGACUAUUGGGAUGUGGCAACCUUUUUUGAAAUUAGUGUACUUGCUGAAGAUUAUUCCAAAGCUAUUGAAGCAUCUAAAUGUAUGUUUGACUUAAAACCCCCAAACUGGUACUUAAAAUCAACGAUUGGAAACAUUGAGCUUAUAAAUAGAUUUCGCAGAAAACCAGAACAUAUUGAAUUAACAGCAGAAGAAAAGAUAUUCAAUUUCUGGUUGGAAUACUUCGUGGCAGCAUCUGUAGAUGAGGUGUCUGAUGUAAUUAGAUUUCCCAUCCUGAUCCUUGACCCAGGGAAAGUGUACAUGCCUAGUUAUGUGACUGUAAAUAUGGGUGCAGAAGAAAAGUCUGUACAUAUUGUAAAUUUAUGUUUAGAAGCUUUAAAAGGUAUAUGUAGAAAACUACAUGAGUGGGAGUUUCCUGCUUCUGCAUUAAAAAGUGUAAGUCUUUACAAACGUGAUGAACGGUGCCUUUUCCUAUAUGUUCAUCAAAAUUCUGAUGAUUUUCAAAUGUUUUUUCCAUCAGAAGAAAUGAGAAAAAGGUUUUAUGACUUGCUCUUAGAAAUGACUGCAGAUCAGGAAGGCAUAAUUACUGAUCUAAAUACUGAUAUCAAUACUGGUGUUAUAAAAUAUGAAUAUGAGCUUGAUAAUCAAAAGAAGCGAAUUGUAUUGGGAAGAGGCACAUAUGGAAUUGUAUAUGCUGCACGAGAUUUGACAACCCAAGUACAAAUUGCAAUAAAAGAAAUUCCUGAACGUGAUAUAGGGGUUGUUCAACCUCUUCAUGAAGAAAUUAAACUUCAUUCUGAGUUGAGACAUCGGAAUAUUGUACAGUACCUAGGAUCAAUAAGUGAAGAUGGCUACUUUAAAAUAUUCAUGGAAAGAGUCCCUGGUGGAAGUUUAUCUCAAUUAUUGCAGAAUAUAUGGGGGCCGCUGAAAGACAAUGAAGUAACAAUAUCAUAUUAUACCAAACAAAUACUAAAAGGCCUGAAAUAUUUGCAUGAUCAACAAAUUGUUCAUCGAGACAUUAAGGGGGAUAAUGUGUUAGUUAACACAUACAAUGGUGUUGUUAAGAUAUCAGAUUUUGGAACAUCAAAGCGUCUAGCAGGAAUAAAUCCAGCAACUCAGACAUUUGCAGGUACCCUUCAAUACAUGGCUCCUGAAGUUAUUGACAAAGGUCAACGGGGUUAUGGAGCUCCGGCUGAUAUCUGGUCUCUGGGAUGCACUGUUGUUGAAAUGGCUACUGGGAAACCCCCAUUUGGUGAGCUAGGAUCUCCUCACGCUGCUAUGUUCAAAGUGGGUUUUUAUAAAAUCCACCCUGAAAUACCUGCAACAAUGUCUGAAAGGGCGAAAAACUUCAUACUAAGGUGUUUUGUUGCUGAUCCUGAUCAGAGAGCUACUGCUGCAGAUCUUCUAGAAGAACCUUUCAUUUUAGAGCCUAGUGGAAAGAAGAAAACACAUAGAGCAGCUCCUCCUGAUUUCAGUCGAAGUAUAUCUGUGCCAGAGAGAGUAUCCAAAUUAGACAAACCGAUGAAUGUUGAAAGGUUUGCAAGUACAGGCGAGGAGAGCGCUGCUAUUGUAUGCAAGACCAGUCCAUCUAACUCCCUUCGGAUACCAACGCCCUUCACAUUUAGUACAGAUUCAUCAGAUUCAAGGCGAUCCAGCACAGGUCUAUUGAGUCCUCCAAUAGAUAGCCCUCAAAUUGAGCAGGAACAGGGCAAUUUUUAUUUACUGAAGAAAGAUUCCCAAAGAAGAGCUAUUAUAGUAAAAAUUUUGUCAGAGAAUGCUGAACAGAUCUGUGAAAUAUGGAUGGAAGAUUUAGUUCAGAAAACACCUGGAUUAGUAUUGACUAUGCAACAUUUGAGAGAUUUACUUGAAGGCUUGCGAGAGUAUAUUCCCGAGCAAAACAAGCAACCUGUUCAGUUAGCUAUUAGUCAUCUAAAGGAGGAAGUUGAAUUUGAUGGAAUAGCUGUUCAUCAGAUGCAUAUGGCUUUGUAUAUAUUUCAAGAUGCUGUGAAGGCUAUUUUAAGGCAGCAAAACAUCAUGCCUCAUGCUGUUUUUGCAUUAGAUAAUUUGGUAAGAAGCUCUGUUCAAGCUGCAGUUAGUAUAUUGUCCCCAGAGCUUGGUGAUAAUUUAGAAGGGAAAAAUUAUGAGAAUGAACCAGAAGAAGUGUCUACACUUGGAAUUUCAACUGCUGCGUCCAUGAAAUCAUCAGCUCAACUGUAUUCAAAUGCUGAGCUCAUGGAGUUGCAACAGAAAUAUGAAUUGUUAAUAAAAGAAAAUUUGCAGCUUAUGAAAGAACUUGUAUCUACUAAUGAACUGUACCAAAAUUUAUUAAAGAAGAUGUUAGAAGAGAAAUCAUCAUUAAUCCAACUUCUGAAAAACAGAAUAUAUGAAAAUUCAAGUAGUCCUGGCUCAAGUCUUGAAGGCAUGAAUAGUGCAAUAUCAGAAGCUGUUAAGGACAGUUCAUUUCAGGAAUUACAUGAAUGGCUUAAAAAUAUAGGUGCAGAUAAUGAUACUAUUUCGAAGUUUGCCAUUCAGAAAUUCUCAAAAGAUGAUGUUUUAUCAUUCAUGACAAAGGAAGACCUUCAGACUUUAGGAUUAAGUGGAGGAAUGAGAUUAAAAGUUUGGAGAGCUCUUGUGAACCAUCGACAAAAAAGCAACAUUCUUUCAGGAGAAAGUUAAUGAAUCAUUUCAUGAUGCAAAAAAAAAAAAAAAAAUUGUAUUUCAUUGUUCUGCUCUGUGGCAGCCAUAUUUGUCAUUUGUAGUUUUUAACUGUUUGUUUUUGUGUAACAAAUUGAAAUUUUAAUAAAUAUACACGAUAUUUUUUGUUUUUCUUUAAA